Prorocentrum cordatum is the source of this 2685-nucleotide messenger RNA. Lineage: Eukaryota; Dinophyceae; Prorocentrales; Prorocentraceae. The record is from the annotation of a GenBank genome assembly.
AUGCGGAUCUAUCAGUCUGCCGUCUGCCUUGCGGAUGGAAUCGCCCAGGCGCUGAUCAAGGCCGAGUCGAGGUGCGUCGAGCUGCAGCGCCUUGUGACGCAGAUGGAGGCCGACGCCGAGGCCCAGCGGCAGGAGGUCGCGCAGCUGCGGGAGGCCUCGCGCGGAGCGGGGCGCCGAGACCGGCAGAGCGAGGCGGCGCACAGGGCGGAGGUGCGCUGCGCGGCCCUGCAGGAGCGGGCCGAGCGCAGCGAGGCGCAGCGGAGCGCCCAGGCCGAGGAGCUCAGCAAGCUGCGUGAGGAGCACGCGCAGCUGCAGAGGGCAUGCGCAAGCACUGCUGGUGCCCAGGCUGAGGAGUUGAGCAAGGCCGAGUCGCGCGGCAGGGCGCUGCAGGCGAGGCUGCAGCGGGCGGACGCCUCCGUCACCGCAGGGGUGGAGGCGCUGCGGGAGGCGGAGCGGCAGUGCUCGCAGCUCAAGGAGCGGCUGGCCUCCAGCGAGGCCGACGUGCGCGCGGCGACGGAGGAGCUCCAGAGGGAGAGGGCCAAGGCCAUCGCUGGUGGCGCAAGUUCCCCUGAAGGCGGCGACGCCGCGAGAGACCGGGCCGCGGAGGAGCUGCGCCGGGCGCAGGCGCUCUGCCAGACGCUCCGGCAGUGGGCCGAGAGGACGGAAGCGGAGGCGACGGGCAAGGCGGAAGAGCUCCGCAGGGAGAAGGCCGCCAGCCUGCAGCUCCGCCAGCGCGUGGAGGCCCUGGAGGCGGCUGCCGGCGACAGCUCGAAGGAGCUCACCGUCCUGAGGUCCCAGAGCCGGGAGCUGCAGUCGCAGCUGGCGCGGCGGGGCGCGGAGGCGGCGGCGAGGACCGAGGAGCUGGAAAGGGCCAAGACGCAGUGCAAGGAGCUCUCGGAGCGAGUGGUUCGCGCGGAGGCGGACGCCGCGGCCAGCCAGGAGGAGCUCCAGGCGGCGAGGGGCCUGUGCCAGGACCUGCGGGAGCAGGUCUCGCGGCAAGAGGCCGACUGCAGGGCGGCAGCCCUGGAGAGGAGGCAGGCGGAGGCGAGGUGCAGGCAGCUGUGCAGCGAGGUGUCUCAGAAGGAGAUGCAGGCGACCGUGGCGAGGCAGGACGUGCAUCGGGAGCAGUCCCGAUGCCAGGAGCUCGAGGAGCGCCUGGAGGCCAUGCGCACCGACCUGCUGGCGCAGACGGCGAGCGCCGCCGCCAAGGAGCGCGAGCUGGGCCGCCGGGCGGGGCCCCGCGGGCGGCCGGGCGGGGGCUCCCCCGGCGGCGCGGGCGCGGGGGAGCCGGCCGGGCUGGCCGCGCAGUGCCAGGAGCGCCCCGCGUGGGAGGCGGCGGCGGCAGGCAUCCGCAGCUGCGAACCUGGAGCCGAGUUCUACGCUGGAGCGCUCCAGAAUGCCUCCUACGAUUGGUUCCAAGCAGCAUCUGUCGCCAUCAACGAGAUUUGCCUCAUGCUUCAGGAUCUGGAACGAGAAUGUCAUGUACGUUCACUGGCGUUGAUGUCCUUGCUCUCCCUCGGGUUGCUGCUCUGCACACAGCCAUACGAGGUGGCCGAGACUGGCGAAGAUUAUCCGCUCAAUGCUGCCAAGGACCCGCAACGCGCGCUGAUUGCGCUGCAGAAGACCCGCGGCAACUUCGCCGACCUUCAGAUCCUCGCCGAGUCCACCGAACACCACGACAAAGCGUUCCACUCCGCCUGCGACGAGAAUAGGGAGACCGCUGGAGGCGUCGGCUUCUGGGUGCUCUACGACAGGCAGGAGCCCCGUCUCCCCGGACAGAACGCCCUCGUCGCAAUCCCUGCGCGCCCCGCCGACGCCGCCGUGACGGGCCGCCAUCAUUACCAGCUCACAUUCUGGAAGCGAGUCUUCGCAUCGGUGGCGCAGGCGGAGGGCCCGCCUGCGAAGAGGGGCGCGAUUGCCUUCGCCUCCGGCUCCAAGCACCGCGCUUUCCAGCGCGCGCUCUUCCUGGGCACGGUGGAUUCGUCGGACUUCGACCCGCUCUCGAAACAGCGCAUCGCGACCCUGGGGGCGCGGCGAGCUCGCGACGCCCUCGUCAAGACGCGCACCGCGGAGCAACAUGACAUCGACCCGCGCGUCUGUCAAGGGGCGCGGACCGUGACGCUGCGAGGCAUGGCCGCGGUCACCGAGAUGCAGCAGUUCCUCGCCGACGUCUACCCCCUGCUCGCGCUGCGCGCGCUACUACGCGCAGCUCCAUCCAGCACCGCCCAUAUGGACAUCUUGUCCCUCAAGCGCUGGGCCGGGUUUGAGAUGCUGCUGGGGAUCGAGGCCACGCUGUCGUCCGCGAUGGGGGCCAAGCUCUCCAUCGCCCGGCUUUUCGGGGCGAUUGUGAGCGACAGGCUCUCCCCGACGCGCAAGUUGGACGACGCGCGCUAUGAUGGGGAGAUUCGCAGCAGGGCCCAGAGCCGCGGCAGGGCCCGAGGACGUGGACGCGCAUCGAAGGCAAAGUCUCCACAACAAGCGUAUCUACUCGAUCUCCAGAACAACCUCGACUACGACGCCUUCGAUCAGACAAUCAGUAAGCGCCUAAUACACGCGCGCGACCCCUUCACGGGCGUCGAGGGGGCCAAGCCAGUCAACCUUUCCCUCGAGUGCACUGAGGCAUGGGUAAUGCAAUGGAUCCCGAGCGUGUUCAUGAACCCCAGCAUCGGCGACUACAAUGACUGA